GUGCAGUGAGCAGGUCUUGCGGCUGCUCUCCUGUUGCUGCAUUGAGAGGAUGCAGCACUGCCUCCCAGGCACAGGCAGAUGGGGCUGGCCGAGCGAGAGCAAGUGUCGCGUGUGACUCACUGGCUCGUCUUCCACACGAGACUGGGAGAGAGGGAGUGAGAGAGGCUGGCCGGGGGGACAGAUCCUCACACAAUCCGGGGACUCUCGUCUGUGAGUCCGGGAGCGUGUGGCAGGGUUGCUGACUGCAGACGCCCAGACACUUCGGGGAAGGAUCAGAAGCCUGCCAGUCUGCCAGCCCUGCCCUCUGGGAUGCCCGCGUCACCGCUCUCCGCUGAUAAAGAAGCUCCAGAGUAGCACAGAGCGGAGGAGAGCUAAUUCAAUCAGAGAUCCCGGUCCCUGCUAAUGAUCUCCGAGCGCAAACCCCGUCAGAGACAGAUCAGACCCGACAGUCAGCACACAUUCAUUCAGGAAUUCAUCUGCCCUGCUUUAAGGAGACUUGUUGGUUUUAUUUUUUUAUGAAAAGCCGUGCAGGGAAGCGCGCGCGUGACAAGCUGAUGUUUUUUUUAUGAGGUUUGGAAGUUGGCGAUGGAAUGCAGGCUUGCUGAUUGAGAAUUUAAAAAUUCCAAACUACAUUUUGAGAGCAAAGCAAACAUGAGCGCGGUGAAGCGCUGGGCAACCAGGAGCUCAAGAAGCCUUCAACCUGACGGAGGGGACAGCGAGCUGGCGAAUACCGCUCCCCUCGAGCUGGGAAGAGGAUGCACUGCCUGUUCAAGCCUCAGCGUCUGCUGACUGCGUUUCACUGAACGUGCUUCCCAGCAUCAGGCACCUUGAAGUCAAAACCCCUCUGAAAAUACAUGAACACAAUGCUUUGAGGUGUUAAUAAGUGUGCAUGAGAAACUUCUAGUUAAACAGUGCCGUGCAAGGCUGAUCGGAAGAAGUCUUUCUUUGUAACUGAUUGAGAUGCCUUGACCAGGACGGAUUUCGUUGUAUGUAAACUUCAGUGCUUUGAAGAAACUUGAAUUGAACCCACUGUAUAGUUGAAGUGACUGGCUGUGUGUGUGUGUGUGUGUGUCUGAACUAGUAGAACUCACCCUGGAGUACGCUGUGUGGAAGCGUGUUUGUGCCAGUGUUAGGACCAAAACCAACAUUCUGCUUGUGUGUGCAAUACUUUGUGUACCAAAAACAGAACAAAACUCAAAACUGAAAAAAAAGAAAGGCAACCCAAGUCUUGUUGUUUAGCAUGGGUGUGCCAGCAUAUCCACUCUGUAUACGCUUGCUGGGUGGAUGUAGAUGAGUCCUGUGCUUUGCAGCAAGGUGUUUUAAAAUGUGUUCAUUUGCCAAAAGGUUCUUAACCGAAAUCCUCAACGAGUAGUGGGGAUCCUACCUGGAGCGACCCACCAGCCUGUGCUUUGCUUCCUCCUCUGUGCCUCGUGAGUGAGUGCCGACCAGACUGCGUGUGCCAGAAUGAGCCAGCAGGGGGACUCAGACGCGGAGAGCUCCCAGCCGCUGGUUUACACCCUGGAGGAGCUGGAGUGCAAGAUCUGCUACAACCGCUACAACACGCGCAACCGCAAGCCCAAGGUGCUCAGCUGCCUGCACCGCAUCUGCACCAAAUGCCUCAAGAAGAUCGUGGACGUGGGCGACUCCUCGCCCAGCAUCAUCAGCUGCCCCUUCUGCCGCCACGAGACCCACGUUCCGGACGAGGAGGUGUGGCUCCUCGAGGAUGACAGCAACAUCCUGGCCAUCCUCACCUACCAGGACAGGGUGCGGCAGGGCGGGGCGGACGGGGCCCCAGCGGAGGUGGUGCUGACCCCCAGCAGCCUGAGCGGAGGAGGAGGAGGAGGAGGAGGAGGAGGAGGGGGCGAGCAGUCCCACAGCUCCUCCGACUGCCUGGUCAUCACCAUCAUGGAGGUGCCGGGGGGGGACGCUCCCCCUGCGGAGACCAUGAGCAUGCUGAACAUGGUGCGGCUCUACCGGCCGCCCAGCCUGGACUCGCUGCCCUGCCACCUGCCUGGGCACAAGUGCCGCUCCUGGACCUCCAGGACGUUCCCGCGCUGCAUCAUCGGCUUCCUGUGCCUCGUCUACUUCAGCUCCCUGCCCCUGGGCAUCUACCUGCUCAUGAUCCAGCACCUCAUCCUGGGGGUCAUCCUGGUCAGCCUGGUGCCCUCCACCCUGGUCCUCUGUGUCUUCUACGGGUUCUGCCAGUGCCUGUGCCACGAAAUCACAGAGUCCAUUGCCACAUGACACCACCCCCCCCUCACCCGCACCUCCCCUUCUCCUUCUUUCUCUUCACCGGUGACUGGAGUCAAGGCUGGGUCGCGCUGGACUGAGCUAGCAAUCGUCAUCACCCUAUCUGCUCUGGUUACUAGCACUACUGGAGGACGCUGCUGUCCUGUGAAAGCAAAGGCAGUCGUUUAACUUUGCUGUUUGUUUUACAUCCUGUACUGAAUGUGAAUUCCCCAGUCAUCCCAGGACAAACGUUUAUCGCAGUGUGUGAAUUAUAUUUAUAUAUAUAUAUAUAUAUAAUGAAAAGGUUUUUUUUUAUAUGUACACUAAAGGUUUAAAUGAUUAUAAAAUCAGAAGCCGUUCUUCAGCUGUGUAGAAUGAAAGUGCACACAGUGCAGUUCUCUCUAUAUAUGUGUACAUACAGGGGAAUGGGCAGGUCUGGAUUAGCUCUUAGAGCUGUUAGCAAUUCACUGGAGAAAACCCAUGAGCAGAUCUUCAUGGUUCUUGUCUGUUUCUCAAACACUAAGGUGUUUUGCCCCCAUGUUUAUAGGGGCAGGGGUACUGAAGACGACCAUUGACUCAGAAAGGGGAAGCAGGCUGGCAGGAGGCUAGCUCGGGGACUGAGCAGCUGACCAGGGCUGGGGUCAGUGCACUCCAACCUGCUCAGCAGACUGUUUCCCUACAGACUGCAUCUGCCCCACUGUCCAUGUGAGGGAGGCCGUGGGUUCGAGUGGCUCAGUGGUUGUUAGAGCACCAGAACCACUAUAAAACAUGCGUUAAGCUUUAGGGUCUUUCUUACCCUUUCAAAAAACAAGAGCCUAGAUCCAGUGUAUUACUUCUCACUGUAUUCCAUUAAGAGUUCUUAUUAUAGCCGCUGUGAGCUGCUCUGGAUAUUCUAUAGCUCUCAUGCAUCAGCUUGUUAGCCUAUUCAAUCAGGAAUAACCUAUGUGAGUACUGUCUGCAGAAACUGUUCAGAUUCUUUCUAGCGGCCAGUGGGGGGGUUGAAAGAGAAGAAUGAGACACAAAGGAAAGCGGAUUUCUUGCUGAUGUUUUUGUCUCGAUGUAUGUGAUGUGUACCAAAAAAUGACAAUAAAAAAGUGAAUAUUUCUCUACAGUA
Acipenser ruthenus (sterlet) is the source of this 3343-nucleotide messenger RNA. RefSeq names its product E3 ubiquitin-protein ligase RNF182-like. The record is from RefSeq and is a predicted model, not a curated record. Bases 1465 to 2244 code for a protein of 259 amino acids. The transcript has 2 exons. NCBI's taxonomy places the organism in Eukaryota, Metazoa, Chordata, Actinopteri, Acipenseriformes, Acipenseridae.